This is a messenger RNA of Trichomycterus rosablanca, 1129 nucleotides long. RefSeq names its product phosphohistidine phosphatase 1 (gene phpt1). Lineage: Eukaryota; Metazoa; Chordata; Actinopteri; Siluriformes; Trichomycteridae. Gene Ontology annotation, biological process: peptidyl-histidine dephosphorylation. Bases 58 to 423 code for a protein of 121 amino acids. Gene Ontology annotation, cellular component: cytosol. Gene Ontology annotation, molecular function: protein histidine phosphatase activity. The record is from RefSeq and is a predicted model, not a curated record. The transcript has 3 exons.
AUGGUUGGAGCAGUAUUGGUUUGAAUGAGCGUGUGUGUUUGAAAUAUUUAACUAAGAAUGGCUGCUGAACUACUCGCCAAGAUUCCCGAGGCUGAUAUCGAUCCGAAUGGGGUGUUUAAAUACGUGCUUAUAAGAGUUAAUAGCAAAACAGAUGAUUCAUAUGUGGACAUAGUGCGCGGAUACGCGUGGGCCGAGUAUCACGCUGAUAUCUACGACAAGGUUUCGGGUGAUCUGGAGAGAGCAGGUGAUGUGGACUGUGAGUGUUUAGGAGGUGGCAGGAUCAGACAUGACAGCGCUGAGAAAAAAAUCCACGUCUAUGGCUAUUCCAUGGGCUUUGGACGAGCCAAUCACAUGGUUUCUACAGAGAAGCUGAAGACACGGUACCCAGACUAUGAGAUAUCGUGGUCGAAUGAAGGCUACUGAUUCACAAACCAGGGUUUUCCAAUCAUGGCCAAUGGAUUGUCAGUCCCUGUUUUGAUCACCUGUUUAUACUCGAGUUGUUGAUGGGAAAUUUGACAUUUCAUGAUGUCUUGAAGAUUUAACAGGUGCUUAAGUUAUAAAUGAAAUUGUUUCUUAUUAUCAGCAGCUAAAUUCAUUGUUACAUUUUGUCUGUAUAAAUCUUAACAUUUAUUAUGUUCAGAUCUAAACUGUCAGGGUUUUUGACAUUUGGCAGGGAGGUGCUUGGGUGGUGCAGUGGUAAAUUACACUCACCUUUACUACAGAGCUCCAGGGUUUGAAUCUUAAUUGGAAGUCUAAUAACAGACAUGAUUUGCAAUGCCUGACAGAAUGGCCGAGGCCCAUCAACAAAUUGGCGUCUUGUCUGGGGUUUGUUGUGCACCCAGUGAUUCCGAAUAAACAGAUUCACCACAAUCUGACCAGAAUAAUGCAUUAAAACAUGAAAAUUAAAUGAAAAAAUGAACAUUUGACAGUUCAACUCUUCUUACCAGACACACUUUAGAUUAGACAAAGUGCUAAACGACUCAAGUCUAACCUGGUAACAAAAUGUUUAGUCUAUGACUUAAUAUAAACUGCUAUCAUGUUAUGCAACAAAGACUUUCAUCAAAAAUAAAUUGUUUGAUUUAUUUAUUUGUAUUAAAUAUCUUUGUUUAGUUUCUUAAUUAUAGUAGAC